AUGCGUGUUACUAACAUUUUGGAAGGUGGCCAAUGGGUUAUUCCUGAUAUUCAUCUUCAAAGAAUGCUUGCGGCUGUUCUAGAGAUUGAUAAGCUACCAACGCCAUCUGGAGGGGAAGAUUAUAGAGUUUGGAUGCCGGAUAUCUCUAUAGAAUUCAGCGUCAGUUCUGCUACUUCUAUAGUUCGCCAAAAGUAUCCCAAUCUGGAGGGUGCGUCAUUCAUUUGGAGGAAAGAAAUUCACCCUGUUCUUGCCGCUCAGAAUUGGAAAUUCUUGCGUGGUGCCUGUGCUACGUUUGAUCUCAUUCAGGGGAGAUUUAAAAUUCAAUUGGCUAACAAAUGUUUCCUUUGUGAUUCUGCAGAGGAAUUUCUUGAUCAUGUGUUAUUUCAUUGCAGUUUUGCAGCUCGUGCUUGGAACUAG
Messenger RNA from Papaver somniferum (opium poppy), 417 nucleotides. RefSeq lists its product as uncharacterized. Lineage: Eukaryota; Viridiplantae; Streptophyta; Magnoliopsida; Ranunculales; Papaveraceae. The record is from RefSeq and is a predicted model, not a curated record. The transcript has a single exon. Bases 1 to 417 code for a protein of 138 amino acids.